CUGUUCCUUUAUUGAUUGAAUUAUUUUUAACAAGAAAAAAGCAUCGAGUAAUAUAUGUAUCCCCUUUCCUGAAUGCCGGAUCGAACCCUAAACCUUCGUCGCACAACCAAUCCAAUCCAAAUCAAAUUCUCCCGCUACAUUUCCGGCGAACUCUCCCAACGGUCACUUUUUGAUGCUCCGAGCCUGAAAUGGAGCCCGUGGUGAACUCAGCUCUUGAAGAGAUCUGCGCCGUGGGCUCUAAGGGCCUCACGCUCCCACAGCUCUGGCCCAAACUCCACUCAUCUCUCCUCUCCAAUGGCCUUCCGCCAUGUGGCAACGUUAAGAGAGCUCUGUGGGCCAGUCUCCUCAACGUCCCGGGCCUACACUUGGAAUCCCCAGGCGGAGUUUGUUACAACUGCCAGGAUUCUGUUAUUCAGUCUGUUGAGGAGGCGGAGAAGUUGAAUUUGAAGAUUGUGGCAGCUGAGAAUCUGCGCAAUUGUUUCGUCGGGAUGUAUGAUAUCAAGGCUUCUAAUGCCGGGAUUUCGGUCCAAGGACGUCGGGCUCUCGAGAGGAUCGCCAUUGCUAGAACAAAUGGGAUCACUCAAAGUGAACUUGGUAAAGAAUUUGGCAUACCAGGGAAUAAAAUUUUUUAUGUGUUGCGGAAGCUUGAAUGCCAAGGGUUGAUUGCAAGGCAGUCAACAAUUUUGAGGAAGACUGAAGUUUCCAGUGACAGAGGGCAAAAAAAUAGCUCAAUCGUAUCCACCAAUAUGGUCCACUUGUAUCGGUUUGCAAAGCAUUUGGGCUGUCAACAAAGACUUGAAGUUUUGAAAGAGGAUAAAUUGGCUGCUAAUGAUGCUGAAGAAAAUGCACCAUAUGCUUCUGGCAUGGUUGAAGAAUCUGUCACAGAGGAUGUGCAAGUGAAAGAUUUUCUCCCAGAGCUAAAGAGUAUAUGUGAUAAACUUGAGGAAGCUGAUAGCAAUGUUCUUAUCGUGUCAGAUCUUAAAAAAGACCUUGGUUAUCGUGGACAUUCUGGGCAUAGGCGUUGGCGAAAUAUUCUUCACAGGCUGAAAGAUGCAUGUGUAGUGGAGGAGUUCACUGCUAUAGUUAAUACCAAGGAGGUAAUCUGUGUAAAACUGUUGAAGAAGUUCUCUCCCAAGCAUUUUGAGCCCAAAUCUCUUAAGAUUGGGUUAGAUGAUCCUGAUGCAGAAGAACAAGUGAUAUUGGGAAAGAGAGGACAAAUCAAUGACCAGCUUGUAGAGCUUCCUAUAGAACAUCAAGUUUAUGAUAUGAUUGAUGCCGAAGGAUCUAAAGGUUUGACAAAAACCGAGUUAUGCAGAAGGCUUGGGCUGAAUAAUAAAAGGUACAACACUCGGCUACAAACUUUAUUUUCUAGGUUUGGAAUGCAUCUACAGGCUGAAAGCCAAAACAAAGGUGUGGCGUACCGUGUCUGGUCACAUGGAAACUUCAACCGCGAAGCAUUAAGUUCAUUUAUAGACAAACCAGAUGUUGUACUUAAUGACAAUGAAACUAGUGUGCCAAAUUCUGGAAAAAGAUUUGACGAAUGCUCAACUGAAUAUGUUCCACUGGAAGAUGAUUUAGCUAAGAGAGGGGAUACAGUAAUUGAAGGAGAAAAUGAAAAUGUAUCAACUGAACUCGAAAUAUACAAGGGUUUACCAGCUGUAGGUGAUUCUAAUAUGUUACUUGGUCCUAGUAGUUCAGAGAAUUUAUCAUCCGAGACAAGUUGUAUUAUGCCAAUUGCAGAGCUUCAUAUUGUGGAUAAGGCACCUGUAUCAGAUGCGAGUAUAUCAGCUCCCAAUAAAAGAAAAUCGGAUCCAAAGUAUCUCUGUCUUACUGCGAAUGCACUUAGCAAGCAAAGGGAGCACCGAAUACUUGCACUGUUGCAGGAGGAGAAAUUCUUGAUAAAAGCAGAGCUCCAUAGGCAUCUUGAAAGCCUUGAUAAGGACAAACAGACAACAAUGGACAGGAAGACCCUAGAGCGUAGUCUAAAUAAGCUUCAGCGAGAAGGACUUUGUAAGUUGAUUCAUGUUGGUGUCCCUGCGGUUACAAACUGUGGUCGUAGCCGAACAAUGGACAUCGUUCUUCAUCCUUCUUUAGAUAAUAUCACACCGGAACUAUUAAGUCAGAUUUAUGAGAGAGUGAGGUCAUUCGAAAUGCAAAUCCGGAAUCAUCAAAGCUCUGCUAAAUUGAAGAAAAGUCAAAAAGCUCCUAUUCUUGAUGGCGUUCAAAGAAUACUUCCCAGUGCCAAAGACGAUCAGUCUGAGAGAAUAGAAGCCAUGCGUGAAAAUGGUUAUGUAAUAGCAAAAAUGGUCCGUGCAAAGCUGCUGCACAUCUUUUUUUGGAGUCACCUCACAAAAUUACCUGGUUGGAGUGAUGCUUUGCAAUCGGGUAUGCAUGGAUAUGAUCAGAAGAAUCCUCACAGCACUUGCAAGAUGAUCGAGCUAGAUACAGCCAUAAAAGCUAUGCCACUUGAGCUGUUCUUACAGGUUGUAGGAUCAACUAUUAAAUUUGAGAAUAUGACAGAGAAAUGUAGGACCGGCAUGUGCCUUUCUGAUCUUUCAGUGCAGGAAUAUGAGCAUCUCAUGGGUACUCAGGAGACUGCACGGCUUUCAAAUCUCGUACAGAUUUUAAGGGGUUUAAAGUUGAUUCGAAUGGUAAGUAGUGAGAAUUUAGAAGAUGCUGCUGCAGUCUUAGAUACCACUCUGACGUAUUCCCUAGAACUCAAACCCUAUAUCGAGGAACCGGUCUCACUGGCACCAUGUUCUGCAGCUUUUGUGCCAUCUGAUAUUCGCCCUCAGUAUAGACAUGAUUUUGUUCUUUCGAGCAGAACAGCUGUUGAUGAUUACUGGAACACUUUGGAGUACUGCUAUGCCGCUGUUGAUCGGGAAGCCGCCCUACAUGCUUUCCCAGGAUCUGCUGUUCACGAGGUGUAUCUUACCCGGUCCUGGGCAUCAGCACGUGUUAUGACUGCUGACCAGCGCGCUGAGCUCAAUAAGUCUAUUAUGAAGAAUGGCCCUGACAAGAAGCUAUCACUCAGUGCAUGCGAGAAAAUCGCAAAAGAUCUCAGUCUGACUCUAGAACAGGUGCUUCGUGUCUAUUAUGAUAAUCGACAAAAGCGUAAUACUAGACUAAAGGAAGCUUUAAAUCAGGAGGAAAUUCAGCCACUCCAAAGUAAACAUGCCUCAUCUUCACGAAAAAGAAAAAGGUCUUCAAAUGAGAAUAUGAAGUCUACGGAAGAGUUUGGAGUACAAGAAAAAGAUUUUGGCGACCAGUCCUUUAUUUCAGAGUGUGCAUUAUCUAGGCUAAGACGAACACAUCAAAGAAAGUUUUCAUGGACAGAAAUUGCAGAUAGGCAAUUGGUGAUAGAAUAUGUAAGAGAACGUGCUACACUUGGAGCGAACUUUCACCGCAUUGAUUGGAAUGGACUAACAAAUUUACCAGCAUCACCAGCUGUCUGCAAGAGACGAAUGACAGUAUUAAAUAGUAGUAUACAGUUCAGAAAAGCUAUGCUGAAACUAUGUAAUAUUCUUACUGAACGAUAUGCCAAACACCUUAGUAAGUUGCAAAACAAAUCAGUACUUGAUGGAGAGUGCAGGGUAAUGGUCCGUAAUAAUGCAUUUGCUGGAAAUAAUAGCGGAAAGGACUCUGAUGGACAGAUAAAUCUCGAGGACCAGUGGGAUGAUUUCAAUAAUGAAGAUGUAAAGAUGGCCUUUGACGAGGCUCUUCGGCAUAAACGCACUGCCAAGCUGGAUGUACACAGAGAAACUCAUUCUGUAUGUGAUGCGUUUUCUAAUCUACAGGAGGAUGGAGAACAUAAUGGUCCUAUUUUGAACAAGAGAAAGCGAAAACGCGGGAUGAGAAAUAAUGUAUCUGGACGCCUUCAGAGGAAAUAUAUCAAGUUCUUGAAUGGAGGAGCUGAUGUUAGCAAACAAGCUUUUAAAUCUUUGGCAAUUUCUAAUGCUGUAGAGCUAUUUAAGCUUGUCUUUCUGAAUGCCUCCACAGCUCCAGAGGUGCCAACUAUGCUUGCCGAGACACUCCGGCGGUAUUCUGAACAUGAUCUUUUUGCUGCCUUCAACUACCUUAGAGAUGCAAAAAUCAUGGUUGGUGGUAGUGGCGCAAGUCCAUUUGUACUUUCACAGAAAUUUAUCCAUGGAAUUUCAUCAUCACCGUAUCCGCCAAACACCGGGAAAAUAGCAGCCGAGUUCCGUAGGUGGCUCCAUGGAAAAGAAAAAAACUUAAUGGAAGAAGGGAUUGAUAUUCCUGCAAAUCUACGGUGCGGAGAUGUUGUUUAUCUAUCAGCUUUACUCUCUUCAAGAGAGAUCGUUAUAUUACCUUGUUUGCCAGAUCAAGGAGUUGGAGAGGCUGAGGACUUGAGAACGGCAAAGAGAAAACGUGUUGAUGAAUUUUACUCUGCAGAUAAGGCUAAGAAAACAAAGCAUGCAAUAAUCGGAGAAGGUGAAAUCUGUUCCCGCAGAGAGAAAGGUUUCCCUGGUAUUAGGCUGUCUCUAACCCGUGCCACAAUUUCUAGAGUUGACAUUAUCGAUUUAUUUAAAGAGAGGGAUAUUCAUUCUGAUGAAUUCUUCUGUGGUAGAAAUGAACAGAAGUUAUCCUCUCAUGUCGGCAGCACUAAAACUGACCAUCUGAAGGAAAUAGAUGAUCUUGGUACUGCAGUUCCUUUAAAAAUUUCUGUUGAUGAUACACCUUGGGAAGCUAUGGCACGCUAUGCUGACAAUCUUGAGUAUAUUGCAUGUAAUCAAGUAAGGGAGAGUCCUUUUUGUCCUCAGAUUUUUAGGACUGUGUAUUCUGCGAUUCAAAAGGCUGGUGAUCAAGGUUUAAGCAUGGAAGAAAUAUCCAUGGUUACCAACAUCCAAGGGGACAAGAUAUCAGAAAUUAUUGUUGAGGUGCUCGAGGCAUUUGACAGAGCUUUGAAGGUUAAUGCCUAUGAUACUAUCCAUGUUGUUGACUCACUAUAUCAGUCCAAAUAUUAUCUGACCUCACUGGGUGAUCCCCGCCAAUAUCGUAAGGUGGAUCCGUCAACAAACUCCAAUGUGAUAUUGGACUAUCAGCACGCUAUCCUCCAACCAGAUAAUCACGAAAAUGAUUCGACCAAUGUACUGUCAACAAGCAUUAAUGAUGAUGUGCACAGAGUUACAGUUCUGAACCUUCCUGAAGAAAUUCAGCCCUCUAGUGAAGUACAGAAAGAUACCGAGACCGAGAGUUGUCAGCAGCACAGCAUUCUCCCAGAAACACAUCAAGUGAAUGAUAUGUUUAAAUUUCAUAACGAGGAUUCUUACUUGUGUAGACCAAUAUUGUCUUGGAUAAAUGGAGAUGGGACCAUCAAUGAAGUUGUCUACAAUGGUCUUGUUCGCCGUGUCCUUGGUAUUCUGAUGCAAAAUCCUGGAAUGCUAGAGGUUGAUAUUAUACGCAGGAUGCAAGUUUUGAAUCCACAGAGCUGCAGAAAAUUGCUGGAGAUAAUGAUUCUGGAUAACAUCAUCAUAGUGCGGAAGAUGCAUCAGGCUACUUCUUGUGAGCCCCCUGCUAUACUCGGUGGUCUUAUUGGGAACAGUUUCAAGAAACCAAAAUCUGUCUCUAGAGAGCAUUUCUUUGCUAAUCCAUUGAGUGCUGCUACCUUGUUGUAAAGUGUAACCUUUGUGAUAUAAAUUGCCCUCAGUAACUUGUUGGUGUAAGUUAAAGUAAAAUGAAGUACUAUAGAUGUAAAGUUGUGGUUUUGUUUUAGAGUAACCAGAUUAAUGUACACUUGCACAUCUUAAACAAUGAUUAUUAUGAUGCUAUCACACCUCAAACCGUAAAAAUUAGUUAUUUAAA
This is a messenger RNA of Daucus carota subsp. sativus, 5823 nucleotides long. RefSeq lists its product as uncharacterized. NCBI's taxonomy places the organism in Eukaryota, Viridiplantae, Streptophyta, Magnoliopsida, Apiales, Apiaceae. The record is from RefSeq and is a predicted model, not a curated record. Gene Ontology annotation, molecular function: DNA binding. The coding region runs from base 189 to 5636 and encodes 1815 amino acids. Gene Ontology annotation, cellular component: transcription factor TFIIIC complex. Gene Ontology annotation, biological process: 5S class rRNA transcription by RNA polymerase III; transcription initiation at RNA polymerase III promoter. The transcript is spliced from 17 exons.